CUCCCUUUCAUUUUUUUGUUUUUUCACAAGGGAAAGGGCAAGGCCUUCUAGCCGUGGGAGUAAUUACAUUUUUGACCUUCUAAACUCCGAAAUCAACAACUCAAUGGCCGCCGUCUCUAGUUACGCUAGGGCAUUUCCGUCAUUCGAAUGUCGUUCGGAACCUGAUUUCUCCGGCAGCCUUCCACAUCCUAAAGCCGGCGUUCGAUUCUCCGGCAAGUAUAACUCCGGGAGUAACCGAUCUCAGGUUUAUGGUCUGUCUUCUCUGAUUUUCAGGUUUCCUCCUAAUUUCGUGAGGCAGCUAAGCAUUAAGGCUAGGAGGAAUUGCAGCAAUAUCGGCGUGGCUCAAGUUGUGGCGGCUUCCUGGUCUAACAACCAAGCCGGUCCUGAGUUCACUCCGGCGGCUAAUGCUGUCGAUUCUUCCGCUUCCGCUGCUGUUACUUCGAUUGGUAUCACCGCAGGUGACGAGGAGGUGGCGGUUGUGGAAAAUGCGGAUUGUAAUGAUCAAAAUGUACAAAUUAAGGGUUCGACAGGUGUUAAAUAUGCUUCAUUUUUGAAUUCAGAUGGAAGCGUUGCUAUUCAUGCCGGUGAAAGGUUGGGACGCGGUAUUGUUACUGAUGCCAUAACUACCCCAGUGGUUAACACAUCUGCUUACUUCUUCAACAAAACUUCUGACCUUAUUGAUUUUAAGGAGAAAAGACGUGCAAGUUUUGAAUAUGGCCGCUAUGGGAACCCCACUACUGUUGUUUUGGAGGAGAAAAUUAGUGCACUUGAGGGUGCUGAAUCAACCUUGAUAGUGGCAUCUGGAAUGUGUGCCAGUACUGUAAUGUUCCUGGCCUUGGUUCCUGCUGGUGGGCAUAUUGUUACUACCACAGACUGCUACAGGAAGACACGUGUUUUUAUUGAGACAAUACUGCCUAAAAUGGGAAUUACGGCCACAGUCAUUGAUCCAGCAGAUAUGGGAACUUUGGAGUUAACAUUAAAUCAGAAGAAAGUGGAUCUUUUCUUUACUGAGUCUCCAACAAAUCCAUUCCUGAGAUGUGUUGACAUUGAGCUGGUUUCAAAGCUUUGCCGUGAAAAAGGAGCUUUGGUUUGCAUAGAUGGGACGUUUGCAACUCCUCUUAACCAGAAGGCCCUUGCUCUAGGGGCUGACCUUGUUGUGCACUCUGCUACAAAAUUCCUUGGUGGGCACAAUGAUGUUCUUGCAGGUUGCAUUAGUGGUCCUGAAAAAUUAGUUUCAGUAAUCCGAAACUUGCAUCAUAUCCUUGGUGGUGCUCUCAAUCCUAAUGCUGCAUAUCUUAUCAUCCGAGGCAUGAAGACGCUGCAUCUUCGUGUACAGCAACAAAAUUCAACUGCAUUGAGGAUGGCCGAAAUUUUAGAGGCUCAUCCCAAGGUGAAACAUGUCUAUUAUCCAGGCUUGCCGAGUCAUCCGGAAUAUCAUCUUGCAAAGAAACAAAUGACUGGCUUUGGUGGUGUGGUCAGUUUUGAGGUUGAUGGAGACCUCCUAACUACUGCAAAAUUUGUGGAUGCUCUGAGGAUUCCCUAUAUUGCUCCAUCGUUUGGAGGUUGUGAGAGCAUUGUGGACCAACCAGCAAUAAUGUCUUAUUGGGAUCUUAGCCAAUCUGAUAGAGCAAAGUAUGGUAUCUUGGAUAACUUGGUUCGGUUUAGCUUUGGAGUGGAAGACUUUGACGAUGUGAAAGCUGAUGUUCUUCAGGCUUUGGAUUCCAUAUAGGCUGUUUCACCUGCAACAAUUUUUUUUCACGUGGUUCCAUCCUGAUUUGGUUGUUCGUACUUAUGUUAUUGCCGACUUCCAUCACGUAGCCAAUUGUUUGAAUGUAAUGAAAGGAUCAUCAAGUAGAUGAUUCAAUCCCUUAAAUUAUUUGGAUAUUCUCAUGUCGUUUUCCUUAACCUUUUAAUUUCUCCAAGGAUGAAUAUUCUCAUGUCGUUUAAAGAAUGCAUUUUAAAGAAAAAUGGCAAGGGGAGAAAA
Solanum verrucosum is the source of this 1984-nucleotide messenger RNA. Its product is annotated as cystathionine gamma-synthase 1, chloroplastic-like. Gene Ontology annotation, biological process: transsulfuration. The coding region runs from base 104 to 1729 and encodes 541 amino acids. Lineage: Eukaryota; Viridiplantae; Streptophyta; Magnoliopsida; Solanales; Solanaceae. The record is from RefSeq and is a predicted model, not a curated record. The transcript has 11 exons. Gene Ontology annotation, molecular function: cystathionine gamma-synthase activity; pyridoxal phosphate binding. Gene Ontology annotation, cellular component: chloroplast.